AGAGGGCUGAGGCCUUCGGAUACUGUAGAGGCCCUGUUCUUUCGCUAAACACCCUCGCUCGUCCAGUCACUCAUUUCCUGGAAUCCUAAUUAUUGUCUAUUUCUCCUUGUCUUCGUCACUAUCGUCAAGGGAUGCGAUCCUUCAUCCCUCUCUCUCUUCUUUCUCUCAUUCAGGCCUCUUCCGUCUUUGCCAUUCGCUUUCCGUUUCGCGUGCGGACCGACCCUGUACUGCGCCCCCGCCAUGAUCUCUAUGCUCGUGCCAACGGUUCCGAAGGUAUAACAGUCAAGAACACACAGAACGUCCAGUACAUAGGCAACAUCUCCCUCGGAGGAUCGGAGUUCAACGUAGUUCUCGAUACGGGAAGCUCGGACCUUUGGGUUGCUGGAACAGUAGCCAAUACCCAAGACACUGGAACCAGUGUAACGUUGUCCUACGCAAUUGGCCAGGCAAAUGGUGACAUCAACACCGCGACUCUAGGAUUUGACAACUAUACUGUCGAAAAUCAGGCUUAUGUGCUGGUCACGGAUACCUCGACAUUCUCCACUGAUAUCGAAUCGCAAGGAUACCAAGGCCUCAUCGGCCUUGGCCCUAACACCGGAUCUGUCAUUCGCGAGAAAGUCGACAACGCAUCAGGCGACUCUCCCCUCUUCCGCAUCUUCUCACAAAAUACAACCACCUCUAACUUCCUCACUAUCCUCCUCAACCGUGCCAAUGACCCCGGUCAGACCUAUAACGGCGAAUUUACCAUCGCGGAGGUCGUCUCUGGCUAUGAGAACAUCACUUCGCAAGCGAAACUGAAGAUCAAGGACGUACCGACGCUCACGGAUACGGACCAGCAUUGGGCUGUGUUCACCGAUGCAUACGGUCUUAUUGGGCCGGACGGCAACCCCAUCGACUACGACAGUAUUGUGCCACGUGCGCCGGAUAAUCAACUCGUUGCGGUGCUCGACUCUGGUUUUUCCUAUUCUCAGGUUCCUCGGGAUGUGGCAGACGCUAUCUACGGAAGGGUAGCAAGUGCCGAAUACGACGAGACAAACGAGAUCUGGACGCUCCCAUGUGACGUCGAGCUGAACAUCACCUUCAAGUUCGGCGGAGUCGAUUUCCCCAUACACCCACUUGACACGGUCAGCAACGAUAUUCCAACAACGGACAGCAGCGGUAAGUCUGUCUGCAUCGGCGCAUAUCAACCUAUCACAUCCGCGUUCAGCCUGCUCGGAGAAUAUGAUAUGAUUCUCGGCAUGUCUUUCUUGCGCAACGCCUACGCGCUCAUCGACUUUGGUAACUUCGUCACAACAUCAUCAAACGAUCAAGUCGACCCCUACGUCCAACUCCUCCCCCUCACCCACAACGCCACCGCCCACGCCGACUUCGUCAAACUUCGCCUCAACGGCACCGACACAACCGCUACUCAGACCCUCGUCCCAUCAUCCCAAGAAUCCCACUCCCCAGAAUCAACUUCAGAAAAGAAACAACAGGCCGAGGGCGCUGUGCUGCGAAAUUGGCCAUACAUCCUCGUAGGAUGUUUGGCGUUCGUCAUCAUCCUUGUUUCGCUCACUAUCUGGGGAUGCUGUAAGAGGGUUAAGAAGCGAAGGGCGGCAGCUGCUGCCAGGAACGGGAUGGGCGGAGGCAUUCAGAUGGGGAUGGCGAGGAGUAGUCAGCAUGGGAAUACGAACGCGUACCAUCCACUCCAUUAGGGCUUCGGAUUCGCUGCUGAUGAACCCACGGCGGGAAUGUGUUUAUACCAUGGACGAACUUGAGCGCUUGAUUCGGAGGAGGCCCAGAGUUGGGUACUUUGGAGGUGGCGAGGAUGGACGUCGGAAGGAAUCUUUAUGGAUGCGAAUCUGACGGACUCCCAUUGUUGUCUUGCUGAUUGCUUGCUUUGCUUUUGAAAUAUAUCCCCUUCUGUCUUUACAGAUUAUUUUGUACAAUCUAUUCAUUCAUUUGACUUGC
This is a messenger RNA of Stereum hirsutum FP-91666 SS1, 1950 nucleotides long. RefSeq names its product acid protease. Gene Ontology annotation, molecular function: aspartic-type endopeptidase activity. The record is from RefSeq and is a predicted model, not a curated record. The coding region runs from base 132 to 1694 and encodes 520 amino acids. The transcript has 6 exons. Gene Ontology annotation, biological process: proteolysis. NCBI's taxonomy places the organism in Eukaryota, Fungi, Basidiomycota, Agaricomycetes, Russulales, Stereaceae.